AUGCAGUCUCCAGUCGUAGUUAUGAAUACCAAUAUGGAACGGGAAUCCGGUCGAAAAGCUCAAAUUUCUAAUAUUACUGCUGCCAAGACUGUUGCUGAUGUUAUCCGUACUUGUUUGGGUCCUCGUUCCAUGUUAAAGAUGUUACUUGAUCCUAUGGGUGGUAUCUUGUUGACCAAUGAUGGUAACGCGAUCUUGCGUGAAAUUGAAGUGGAUCAUCCUGCUGCCAAAAGUAUGAUUGAAUUAUCAAGAACACAAGAUGAAGAAGUUGGUGAUGGAACUACUAGUGUUAUCAUCUUGGCUGGUGAAGUUCUUGCUCGUGCUCUUCCUCAUAUCGAAAACAACAUUCAUCCUAUUGUUAUCAUUAGUGCAUUCAAAAAGGCUUUGGAAGAUGCUUUACAGAUUGUUGAAGAAAUUUCUACACCAGUGGAUGUGAAUAGUGAUGAAGAAAUGCUCAAAUUGAUCAAAUCAUCUAUUGGAACCAAAUUUGUCAGUACUUGGAGUGAUCUUAUGUGUAAACUUGCCUUGGAUGCCGUACGAACUGUUGCCAAAGAUGAAGAACGAACUGGUAGAAAAGAAGUGGAUUUGAAACGUUAUGCUCGUGUGGAAAAGAUUCCUGGUGGUGAAAUUGAACAAUCUGAAGUAUUGGAUGGUAUUAUUUUGGCCAAAGAUGUUACCCACCCCAAGAUGCGCCGUCGUAUUGAAAAUCCUCGUAUUGUCUUAUUGGAUUGUCCUCUCGAAUACAAGAAGGGUGAAUCUCAAACAAAUAUUGAAAUCACAAAAGAAGCCGAUUGGAAUCGUAUUCUUGAAAUUGAAGAAGAACAAAUUAAGGCCAUGUGCGACAAAAUCAUUGAAUUGAAGCCUGAUUUGGUUUUCACUGAAAAGGGUGUUUCAGAUCUUGCUCAACAUUACUUUGUCAAGGCAAAUAUCACUGCUAUUCGUCGUGUCCGUAAAACUGAUAACAAUCGUAUUGCUCGUGCUGUUGGUGCUACAAUUGUCAACCGUGUAGAUGAUCUCCGUGAAUCUGAUGUGGGUACUGGAUGUGGUCUUUUCAAUAUUGAUAAGAUUGGUGAUGAAUACUUUACUUUCUUGACCAAAUGUAAUAAUCCCAAGGCUUGUUCCAUCAUUUUACGUGGUCCUAGUAAAGAUAUCAUUGCUGAAGUAGAACGAAAUCUUCAAGAUGCUAUGUGCGUAGCUCGUAACGUUUUCUUCAAUGCCAAACUUGCUCCUGGUGGUGGUGCUACUGAAAUGGCUGUUUCUGUUAAAUUGGAAGAACGUGCUAAAUUAUUGGAAGGUGUUGAACAAUGGCCUUAUCGAUCAGUAGCUGAAGCUAUGGAAGUGAUUCCUCGUACACUUGUACAAAACUGUGGUGGUAACUCUAUCAAAGUAUUGACUCAAUUGAGAGCCAAACAUUCUAAUGGUGAACACUCUUUCGGUAUUGAUGGUGAAUCUGGCAAGGUGGUGGAUAUGAAGGAUUAUGGUGUUUGGGAACCAAGUGCUGUCAAAGUACAAACCAUUAAGACUGCUAUUGAGUCUGCUUGUUUAUUGUUACGUGUGGAUGAUAUUGUAUCAGGUAUUUCCAAGAACAAAACUCAAGCUCAAAAUGGUGGAUCUCAACCUACCCCAGAGGAAAUGAUGGAACAACAAUAG
Halteromyces radiatus is the source of this 1647-nucleotide messenger RNA. Its product is annotated as T-complex protein 1 subunit gamma. The transcript is spliced from 9 exons. The coding region runs from base 1 to 1647 and encodes 548 amino acids. NCBI's taxonomy places the organism in Eukaryota, Fungi, Mucoromycota, Mucoromycetes, Mucorales, Cunninghamellaceae. Gene Ontology annotation, molecular function: ATP hydrolysis activity; ATP-dependent protein folding chaperone; ATP binding. The record is from RefSeq and is a predicted model, not a curated record. Gene Ontology annotation, biological process: protein folding. Gene Ontology annotation, cellular component: chaperonin-containing T-complex.